ACGCGUGUUUUCCUGCAGGGUUUCUGUAGACACCCACAUGCUGAUUAAAGCUUUACGGGUUUUAAUGUUUCUAAAUCUGGACACUAUUUAAAAAGGAAAUGUGAUCCACCAUCACAGAAUCAAUACGCACGUAAUUAUCUAAAGCUUCUAGUUAUUUGAAAUCGGCUUUCUAUAACUACCCAGUUUGAUCAGUAGAGAUGAGCAGUCUGGCUGAGAAAUAUGACUAUCUGGAGAAGUUGACCCGUAAAGUGGCUCAUUCCCAAAAUCAGGAACCCAAGAAGAGAGCUUAUGUUCCAUUUCGAGGCAGCACCGAUGGCGACAGUAAUCCAGCCAAGAAGAAGAAAAAGAACAAACAGAAACAAACCAAGGGGGAUAAUCAAAACACAAGUGAGAAAAAGUCCACCACAAAAAUUGCUCAGAAACAGAACAGUGCAGCUGUACAGAACGGUGCUCAGGAUAAAGUUCAACUUGGAAACAAACAGAAGAUGACACAGAAGACUGAAGGUUCAAAGUCGGAGGAGUUUAUUGCAGUGGAUAUUUUGAGGCAAAGACUUCACCAGAAGAUUGAGGAGUCUCGGGGACCGGGCCCUCCAAAAGAUCCGACCUCUGAGGAAGUGCUCAAGAGGCGUGCGAAAAGAAAACAGGAGCGAGAGCGCAAGAAGAGGAAAAGAAAGGAAUUCCGCAUUAAAAAGUUGGCAGAAAGUGGUGCCAUCAAGAUAAAAGAAGAAACAGAGCAAGCUCCCGAACCUCAGGCCGAUACCACAGCCAGUAAAGCCGCCGGACAUAAAAAGGACACAAUCUCGAUCGUCUUUAAUAAGGUGGAGGUGGGUGAAGAGUAUAUGGACAAAGCCAGCAAAUUAAUGGAGAAGAAACGAAGGAUAAAAGGAGCCAUUACUCCCCUGACAGGCAGGAAUUUUAAGCAGCUCUUAUCACGAGUAGAGGCCAGGAAAGCUCGUCUGGAGGAGCUGAGAGAAAAAGACGAGAAGAAGGCGAAAAAAGAGGAGGAGAAGAUGAGGUGGACGAACGUAUUAUACAAGGCUGAGGGCAUGAAGAUCAAAGAUAAUGAAGAUCUACUGCGAGCUUCAUUAAAGAGGAAGGAGAAGAUGCAAGCACAAAGGAAGAAGAAGUGGGCUCAGCGGAGCCAGCAGGUGCUGGAGAAAAUGCAGCACAGACAGGACAAGAGACGCAAGAACAUUCAAAGAUCUAAGCAGGGUAAGACGGAGAAGAGGAAGCAGAAGGCCAGGAAGAAGGGCAGGGUGCUGCCUGAAGAUCUGAAGAAAGUGGCUCUAUAGAGAGAAAACAACUGAAAGAAAAUGGGUUGAAAUGUCCCGUCAUGAUUAAAUAAUCAUAACUGUUUGAUGCAAAUAAUUGUGAAUAAUUAAAAUGUUUUUCCUUUUGA
Molecule: messenger RNA, 1399 nt
Organism: Trichomycterus rosablanca
Lineage: Eukaryota; Metazoa; Chordata; Actinopteri; Siluriformes; Trichomycteridae
Gene: surf6
Product: surfeit 6
Exons: 5
Coding region: 198-1292 (364 amino acids)
Biological process (GO): ribosomal small subunit biogenesis; ribosomal large subunit biogenesis
Cellular component (GO): nucleolus
Molecular function (GO): DNA binding; RNA binding
Source: RefSeq, a predicted model, not a curated record